Papilio polytes (common Mormon) is the source of this 1846-nucleotide messenger RNA. RefSeq names its product cytochrome P450 6B5-like. Gene Ontology annotation, molecular function: oxidoreductase activity, acting on paired donors, with incorporation or reduction of molecular oxygen; monooxygenase activity; heme binding. The coding region runs from base 22 to 1524 and encodes 500 amino acids. NCBI's taxonomy places the organism in Eukaryota, Metazoa, Arthropoda, Insecta, Lepidoptera, Papilionidae. The record is from RefSeq and is a predicted model, not a curated record. The transcript is spliced from 2 exons.
GGUGCGCUGUGACGGUACAAAAUGUUAACCUUUCUUUUAAUAACUACAACUUUAUUUGUGUUUUUAUAUCUUUAUUUUACGAGGAAUUUUAACUACUGGAAAGAAAGAAAUGUUGUGGGACCUAAACCGGUUGCAUUUUUUGGAAAUAUCAUGGAAUCUGUGGUAAGAAGAAAACAUUUGAUAAUGAUCUACAAAGAUAUUUACGAAGCGUAUCCAGAAGAGAAGGUCGUUGGAAUUUAUAGAAUGACGACGCCAUGCCUCUUCCUGCGCGACUUGGAUGUUAUAAAGCAUGUUAUGAUAAAAGAUUUCGAAUUAUUUAGUGACAGAGGAAUCGAAUUUAGUGAAAAAGGGUUAGGUCUUAAUAUAUUUCAUGCGGAUGGUGAUAGAUGGAGAGUCUUGAGACAACGUUUCACACCUCUGUUUACUUCGGGCAAGCUGAAAAACAUGCUGUAUCUAAUGUCUGAUAGAGGCGAUAAGUUUAUUAGAAAUGUAGAGAAGAUAUCUGAAAUACAACCAGAGCAACAUAUUAUCCCAUUAGUUCGAAAGUUUACAAUGGCUUCGAUAACCGCUUGCGCUUUCGGUAUGGAACUGGACGAAGAAUUAUAUCAAACAUUAGAAAAAAUGGACGGUGUUAUAUUCAACUCUAAUUACGGAUUCGAAUUGGAUAUGAUGUAUCCUGGAAUUUUGAAAAAGUUCAAUGGAUCGAUCUUUUCAAAAACGAUAGGUCCGUUUUUUGACAAUCUAACAAAAAGUGUGAUUCAACAGAGAGGUGGAAUACCAUCAAAUAGAAAAGAUUUUAUGGAUUUAAUUUUAGAGUUAAGACAAAAGAAAUCUAUUGAAGUAGUAAAGAAACAUGAUGAUGUAGAUGUGACUGCUCUUGAAUUGACCGACAGUGUAAUCGCAGCGCAGACUUUUGUAUUUUACGCAGCAGGCUAUGAGACUAGCGCUUCAACUAUGGCGUACAUGUUGUAUGAAUUAGCGAAGAAUCCUGAUAUACAAGAUAAAGUUAUUGCAGAAGUUGAUGAAGUUCUUUUACGUCACAACGGUGAAAUAACAUAUGAUACUUUGCGUGAUAUGACAUAUCUAAUCCAAGUGUUUCAUGAAACAUUAAGGAAAUACCCAGUGGCGGAUCUUUUGAAUCGUAAUGUCAAAGCUGAUUAUGCAGUUCCGGGUACCAACGUUACUCUCAAGAAGGGACAAACAGUUAUAAUGUCUGGUUUUGGUAUUCACCAUGAUCCAAAAUAUUAUCCAGAUCCAGAAAAAUUUGACCCCGAACGCUUUAGUCCUGAGAAUGUGAAAAAUAGACAUCCAUGUGCCUUUUUACCUUUUGGUGCUGGUCCCAGAAAUUGUUUAGGUAUGCGGUUUGCUAAAUGGCAGGUGCAAGUUUGCAUCAUCAAAUUCCUGUCGAAGUUUCGACUCGAGCCGUCGCCGAAAACUAUGUCUAAGUUCGUAUACGGUCCCAAGCGUCUUUUUGUUUAUCCAGAAUCUGGGAUUUACAUAAAUAUUUUACCCCGAAAACAGUGAUCAUUCGACAAAUUACGAGAUACGACAAUGAAAAUAAAUUUAGUAUUAUCCACGCUUGGUUCUAAAUGAUAGUUUUAAUUGAACAGUUCGACUGUACAGUUAAAACUGAGCGUCUUGAUACGGCUCCUAAAAUUCCUAAUACAUGUAGAGACCAUUUAGGAAGAGAACUAGGGCGUUGCAGGGGGGGAUAGGUUUGGUGUGGUGUAAAAUCUCUCGUUCUACCGUUCACAAUAAUAACUGUAAUACAUCUUAAGAAGCUCUCGCUAGACAGUUGGAUUAAGGGCCCGAUUCAAAAGACGGUUAUUUUAGAAACCGCACGAAU